Ramularia collo-cygni is the source of this 1773-nucleotide messenger RNA. Its product is annotated as related to ubiquitin-specific protease. Bases 1 to 1773 code for a protein of 590 amino acids. The transcript has a single exon. Gene Ontology annotation, molecular function: proteasome binding; cysteine-type deubiquitinase activity; protein binding. Lineage: Eukaryota; Fungi; Ascomycota; Dothideomycetes; Mycosphaerellales; Mycosphaerellaceae. Gene Ontology annotation, biological process: regulation of proteasomal protein catabolic process; proteasome-mediated ubiquitin-dependent protein catabolic process; protein deubiquitination. The record is from RefSeq and is a predicted model, not a curated record.
AUGGCGGACAUACCGAUCAAAGUCAAGCACUCGGGCAAAGUGUAUGACCUGGACAUUUCACCAAAUGGUACAGGCGAGGAGCUCAAGAUGCAGCUGUACUCCCUCACGAACGUCGAGCCCGAGAACCAGAAAGUUCUAGCGAAGAAGAUCGUGAAGGAUGAUACACCGCUCUCUUCAUUGGGCUUGAAAGCGGGCGCCACGAUUACGUUGAUCGGCGCACCGUCAGCGAACGUGGUAUCAGAGGCGCCGAAAGAGAAGAUGAAGUWCGCCGAGGACAUGACGGAGGCUGAGCUUGCACAGCAGUCGGGUGCCAUUCCCGCUGGGUUGCAGAAUAUGGGCAACACUUGCUACGCAAACGCCACAUUGCAGACACUUCGUGCAGUGCCAGAGCUGCUCGAGGAGUUACGCACAUACAGGCCAAGCGCGCCGACUGCGGGCCCAUCAUCGUCGUUGUUCUCUGCAGAUCAGCUCGCACAACACGGCAUUGGAGGCCUGGGUGGUGGCAAUGACCUCACGUCUGCCCUUGGAGAUCUCUAUCGCCAGAUGGCCGAGACUCAGCAGGGCUUCCCACCUCUCAUGUUUCUAACGACACUCCGCCAGAAGUUUCCCCAAUUUGCCGAGCGGGCGAAGAAUGGACAAGGUUUCGCGCAGCAGGACGCCGAGGAAGUCUGGUCGCAGCUCAUCUCUACUCUCGGUCAGUCGCUCCAGCUGAAGGACCCUGAAUCUGCUUCUCAAGGCUUCAAGACAUGGGUGGACAAGUACAUGGGUGGCAAGUUCGAAGUCAAAAUGACCUGCGAUGAUGCUCCGGAGGAGGAGGCUAUCACUAACACUGAAGCCUUCAACGAUCUUAAGUGCAACAUCCAAGGAGAGACAAACCACAUGCGAGAAGGAAUCAGUAUCGCAUUGAACGAGAAGAUUGAGAAGACAUCACCGACUCUGGGCCGCACUGCAAUCUAUUCUCGCCAAUCUCGCAUCUCUCGACUUCCAAAAUACAUGCCGAUUCAYUUUAUUCGAUUCUUCUGGCGCAAGGAUACUGGAAAGAAGGCGAAGAUUCUGCGCAAGGUGACCUUCCAACACGAGAUUGAUGUCACCGAGUUCUGUACCGACGAGCUGCGGAAGAAACUAGUCCCGGUUCGAGACAAGAUUCGUGAAGUGCGGAAGGAUGCGGAGGAUAUCGAGCGGGCUAAGAAGCGUCAGAAGCGGAUGCAAAAGGAGCAGGAGCAGAAUGGUGACAGCAAUGUUCGAGCCGAUGAACCACUCCAGAAGAAGAAGGACAAGGAACGGGAGAGGGAGCUGAAGGCCAAGGGGCCCGAAUCGGAGGCUGAGCUUGCGGCGGACAAGAAAGCUGCGGGUGCUAGCGAAGACACUGCAAUGAGCGGCACGGAGGAGAAGUACAAGACGGAUGACGAGAUUGAGGCGGAGAGGGCUGCUGCCAUUCUCGCCGCGAAGAAGGAGUUGCUGUCGCUCGUUCACCCCGAUCUUGCCAAGGACCCCGAGGCAAACCAGUCUGGACUGUAUGAACUGAGGGGUCUGGUGACUCACCAGGGCUCGUCGGCCGACUCUGGUCACUACACUGCCUACGUCAAGAAGGCCGCAGCGCCUGGCAAGGAAGAAGAUGGCAAGUGGUGGUGGUUUAACGAUGACAAGGUGCAGGAAGUGGACAGCGAGAAGAUUGAGACUCUCUCUGGUGGUGGCGAGACGCACAGCGCACUGAUUCUGCUGUAUCGUGCCGUGCCUCUGCCAGUCCUCACCGAGGAAGAGCAAAAGGCCUAG